CAAUGAAAAACAAGUUCGUUUACUUUUGGUAACUACUGAAAGAGAGUUUCACAAACUAAAAGAGAGUGUGGAAAAGGUGAAGGUUGGCCAGCGCAGUUUUACCUGCCAAGGUACACAAACAAAUCGCACAAAACACAUGCUCGUCUCCCAGGCAUUCGUGAUAGGGAAAAUCGGUCUCUGCGAGAUAGCGAGCGCCGAAAUAUCUAAGCACCUACUUAUCAAUCAAUACCCGAUAAGAUUAGUGCAGCGCCGAUAGAUAAACCUGUUCAACAAGUUCGCCUACAAGAACCGAAAAACGCCGUCGCGUAGUAUACUCCGCGAGUUCGACCACAAAGGGUCCAAUGCAGACCGACCGACCUUCCCCGGACGACGGCUUCCACGUCGUGCCCAUUCACAGUGACUCGGAUCCCCGCCCUCCCAGUGACUCGGAGCCACACAUCACCAGAAACUCAGAUUACCAGCGGGAACGGAUCCUCCUAAAUGCCCAGACGAGUCCCUGUUGCAACCGGGAUCUCCGCAACCAGCCGCAGGCAAAUGCAGUCGGAGCUGCUGCCCUGAUCUUCCUGACCGGUGGCAUUCACAUUGCCUGGAGCAUUGGCUUUGACAGUUUGUAUGCAGAACUAGAAGUCACCAACCAUGUCAGGAUCUGCUGGUUUAUAGCAGCCAUUCUGGGGGCCCUGCUGGGAGGACUCUGCAGUCGAUGGUUUCCCUACAAAGUACUGAUGGAAUUCUGUUCCCUGCUCACUAUCACUGGUGGCAUAGUGAUGGCUGUGAACGGAUUGGAUCUCGAUGCGCUGCUGGCGGGCAGGUACCUGAAUGGCCUGGCCAAUGGUCUGGCCAUAGCGCCCACUUUGGCCAUGGCCGGCGAACUGUCGGUCUUCUACAAGAGGGGCACCACCACAUCGGCGGCGGAACAGUGGCCCGUCACGAUCGGCAUCUUCGUGCAGAUCGUGUGCAGCAACAGUUGGGACAUGCAGAGUGACUUCACGGAGGAGCAGUUCCAGGGAGUGAUAGGCGCGGUGCUAGGAGUCAUAGCCCUGCUCCUGGCUUUCCUGCUCUCCAUCGAGUCGCCGGUGGAUCUGCUGGAGCAGGGCGAUGAACAGGGAGCCAUCGAUGCGCUGAGCAGGCUGCAAAGACCCCGAGCUGUGACGGCUGAGACCUACGACCAGGUGAGGGAUCAUCGCACCUAUGUGCAGCACCACAGAUCCUUGGGCUGGCGCCACGCCCUGCCCGCCCUCGUUCGCCUGACGGUGCUGAGGUGUCUGUAUGCCCUCAGCCUGAGCAUGCUGGUGGCCUUCACCCUAACCUGGACAAGCACAGUGGUUUAUGGCGAGAGUUCGGGACCCUAUGUGCUCUUCGGCUUCCUGCGACUCAUGGGCAGCUGCUCGAGUGCCUUCGCCCUGGAUUCUCUGGGCAGGAAAAUCCCCCUGCUCCUGGGACUCGUGAUCUCGGGCGGUCUGUGCUUCGGACUGGCCAGCAGAUUCACAAGCAGCUCCCUGCUCACCUACUCGGACAGCCGCAUGGCCCUGUGGCUGCUGCUGAUCUACCAACUCUUCGCUGGCCUGGCCUUUGCUCCCAGCUCAUCGUAUCUCUCGGAGGCCUUUCCCCGCCGCCUCAAGAGGACCUGCAUCGCCGUGUCCUACAUCAUGGAGAUGAUGGUCCAGCUGCUCAUCUGCCAAGUGGAUCUCAGUGCGAUUGGCAGUGACAGCAGCUUUGUGGCCGUCUACUUCUUUAGCCUCGGAGGUCUUUUUCUGGCCGGAUUCCUCUUCUGCGUGUGGUACAUGCCCGAAACGAAGGACACCACGCUGCUGCAGGCCCAGUUCAAGUUCCAGGAGUUCGUUAUCCCACCAGCCUGAAAGUAGGCAGCUCGAAAACAAGACUAGCCAACCCGUAGAUAUAGCUAGGAAAUAAAUCUGAAAUCUGUAAAAUAAACCAAGCGUGUUACUUAUCGCCGCUGAAGU
Molecule: messenger RNA, 1961 nt
Organism: Drosophila biarmipes
Lineage: Eukaryota; Metazoa; Arthropoda; Insecta; Diptera; Drosophilidae
Exons: 3
Coding region: 342-1856 (504 amino acids)
Biological process (GO): transmembrane transport
Cellular component (GO): membrane
Molecular function (GO): transmembrane transporter activity
Source: RefSeq, a predicted model, not a curated record